Molecule: messenger RNA, 1175 nt
Organism: Gracilinanus agilis (Agile Gracile Mouse Opossum)
Lineage: Eukaryota; Metazoa; Chordata; Mammalia; Didelphimorphia; Didelphidae
Gene: C1H16orf91
Product: chromosome 1 C16orf91 homolog
Exons: 1
Coding region: 96-503 (135 amino acids)
Source: RefSeq, a predicted model, not a curated record
AGUGGGGCAGGGAGGAGUCUCUGCCAGCUGCAUCUGCUCCACUGGUCCUGGGACCUUGGGCCAGAGCUAGGAAAAGACAGGGAAGGAAGGGAGCAAUGCGGGUGGCGCCGGGAUGGCUCACUGGUCUCUUUCUCAGGGGUCGCCGGACGCUGAGUCUCGUGCCUUGGGCCCCGCGGGGCUUGCCCCCUCCGGUCGGAACCCGGGGUAAGAAUGGAGUGGCGGAAGAAGAGGACGAAUUAGAUAGACCCAUCCAUUUCUCCUCCAGCAAGGCGAAUCCCCGCCGCUGGACCGUGGAGCACUCCCUGGGCAGCGAUCGUCGUCGACCCUGGUGGAAGGUCGUACCCUUGAGCUUCUCCAUUAUAGUGCUGAUCUCUUGGUGCUUCUUACGGAAGGAGACGGAACUCGAUCUGUGGCUGACUGAGAGCUUGGAAGGAGAGUCGCCAGAAGCAGAUGUGGAGUCUAAGCAGCCUGGAAGCCCGGCUGGCCUGGGGAUUAGGACUUAAUUAAAAGCGUUCCAGGGACUACCUCUGGCACUGAAUUCCUGUUUGACUUUUGGCAAGCCACUUCUCCAUUUAGGCCUCGAUUUUCUCUUUUGUAAAAUGAAGGGGUUGGAGUAAGGGGAUUAUCAAAUCCCCAUCAACUCUUUCAGCCACUCGAGGAAGCAAAUACUGGCCUAAGAUUUUUAACAUAUUUGUUUUUCAUUUCGGGUUAUCAGCUGUGUUGAUUUAUCUUAAUCCUGGAAUUUCAGCCUAGUGAGACAUGCUCAAUGCUGCCAGAAACAGAGGUGUAUUAGAAUGCAGAAUCAAUGACAGCACUAGACCAUCAACCAAAGAAGGAAAUUGCAGUUUGGUUCACCUUAGUUUUCCAAUUAACCUUUUGAAAGGGCUUUUCAAAGGCCCUUUUAGAAAUGUUGGUAUUCUAGUAAUUAAACUGUGGUUUGGAAGGCUUAGGGGGGUACAAAGUACAGUGCAGAGUUGCAUUCAUUUGCAUGAACAAAACAAUGAAAAUAAAUGUUACUUCUGUAGCAUUGAAAUAAAGUAAUUUGCCUUUGGGUGAUAUCUUUAUGUGCACCCUCUUAAGAAAAGAGUUUAAGUUCAUUUAAGCUAUACUGAUGAGUUUCUUGUAUCUUGGGAAGAAAUUCAGUUUUUAAUUGUGAAAUUCAUUAAAUGUACUGU